Panicum hallii is the source of this 3612-nucleotide messenger RNA. RefSeq names its product calmodulin-binding transcription activator 4-like. The record is from RefSeq and is a predicted model, not a curated record. Lineage: Eukaryota; Viridiplantae; Streptophyta; Magnoliopsida; Poales; Poaceae. Gene Ontology annotation, molecular function: protein binding; transcription coregulator activity; double-stranded DNA binding. The coding region runs from base 317 to 3355 and encodes 1012 amino acids. Gene Ontology annotation, biological process: regulation of transcription by RNA polymerase II. Gene Ontology annotation, cellular component: nucleus. The transcript has 13 exons.
UGCAGAAGCAACCAACUCGGCUGAUCCGUUCGGUCGCCAUUUCGCCUCUCUCUCGCGGCCUGCUUCUCCUCCGGAGUAUCUGUGGAUUCAGCUCUUGUGUGAAAGGGGCUUUCAGAGCUUUGGUUGAUUGCUAGGGGGCCAUUUCUUGAGGCUCCCGAGUCUUGGGCCCCCCACCUCUUCCUUCCCCUUCCAUGGGAGCUUCGAAGCUGCUGGAUCUCUGCAAGUGACCAUGAGUCAGAGUGUUUAUCAGCCUCUUUUCAAGCCAAGGAAUAAAUUUUUCGAUUGGGUAUGAGGCAGGAACCACUGUUACAGGUGUAUGAAAGGUUUUGACAUCAACGUGCUUCGUGAGGAAGCAAGGACUAGGUGGUUAAAGCCUUCUGAAGUAUACUAUAUCCUGCAGAAUCACGAGAGGUUCCCGAUCACCCAUGAGGCACCGAGGAAGCCACCCAGUGGUUCACUAUUCCUUUACAAUCGUCGUGUGAAUCGGUAUUUCCGAAGAGAUGGCCACACAUGGCGGAGGAAGAAGGAUGGAAGAACUGUUGGGGAGGCUCAUGAACGCUUGAAGGUUGGAAAUGUCGAUGCUCUGAGUUGCUAUUAUGCUCAUGGUGAGCAAAAUCCAUGUUUCCAGAGGCGGUGUUUCUGGAUGUUGGAACCUGCAUAUGAGCACAUUGUGCUGGUACAGUAUAGAGAGGUGGCUGAGGGCAGAUAUUAUUCAUCAAAGCUGUCGAAUGGACCACCAGAAUCUCUUUCAUCUUUGGGAUAUCCACAUGCCAUCUAUGGAAACCAAUAUCUCAGCUCUACUUCUGGCACUAGUGAGGGCAGUGAAUCCCAUCAGAGCUAUUCUAAUUUGAGUUCUGUAACUGAAGUAAGUUCCUAUUCUGGUAACAAAGAGUACAACAAAGAUGGUGGCAGUUUACUAAGCAUACCAGAGCUUGGACAGACUUGUCUGGAACAAACUACAGAAGUUUAUCAGGCUGAUAAUGAUAAUUCAAAAAAUAAGUCUGGGCUUAAUGUGGCUUUGAAGAAGAUAGCUGAGCAGUUAAGUUUGGGUGACGAUGAAGAUGACUAUAUUUACACAAAUCAAGUUCAGCCUUUGGGAUUCGCUACAAAUAUUGAGGCUACAGAUAAGAAGGAUGACAACCAAAUAAAACAAAUUCAACCAGAAGGAGCACAAAAAGGUUUAGGCAGGAAUAUAGCACCAUCAUGGGAAGAUGUGUUGCACUCCAGUUCAGGCUUGCCAACUCCAUCUAUAUACCAGUCAGAUGUCCAGUAUCAGCAAAAUUCAGAAUAUCAUCCACCAGGAAGCCUAGACAGCAGUGAUUUGCGCAUACAACUUUCUGCUGCUAAAAGAUUUCUUUUAGGGCCAGAAGCCUCCAUUGACUCGCCAUCUUCAAACUUUAUUCUGAGGAACAAGAAGAAUGGUGGAACUGAUAUUCUUUCAGCUCAUGAGAGUAGGCUUGAAAGCUCUCUGAACCCAGAUUGGAAAACAAAAGCACCGUUAACAUUUCAAAGCAAUUCACAGGGCUCUGAAAUAACAGAGUUGUUGUUUGACCGUGGUCAGCUUGAACCCUACUCCAGAGCAGAUACAAGACUUACCUUGGGACAGAUAAAGCAGUUUAACAUUCGUGAGAUUUCUCCAGAAUGGGCAUUCUCCUAUGAGAUCACUAAGGUCAUCAUUACGGGAGAUUUUCUAUUUGAUUCGUCAAAUUUGUGUUGGGCAGUCAUGUUUGGUGACAGCGAGGUACCUGCUGAAAUAGUUCAGCCGGGUGUCCUUCGCUGCCACACACCACUGCACAGCAGUGGAAAACUCAGAGUCUGCAUUACCUCAGGGAACAGAGAAGUUUGCAGUGAAUUCAAAGAAUUUGAGUUUCGCUCAAAACCAACCUCUUCUGGUUCCUCAGACCUUGCACCAUCUUCUAGAUCCCUGAAAUCUAGUGAAGAAUUAUUAUUUCUUGCCAAAUUUGUUAGAAUGCUUUUGUUGGAGAAUGGAAGCUCCGAAGUUCCAGAUAGUGAUCCCCAAUCUGGACAGUGUCCAAAACUUAGGAUGAAUGAAGAGCUCUGGGAUAGGUUAAUUCAUGAACUCAAUCUAGGAUGUGAAAAUCCACUAAGUACAGUUGAUCAGAUUAUGGAGGAACUUCUGAAAAGUAGAUUACAACGGUGGUUAUCAGUGAAGCUCAAAGGAUUCAAUGGAACAUCUUCUUCUUUGUCCAAGCAUGACCAGGGUAUCAUACACUUAAUUUCUGCACUAGGCUAUGAGUGGGCACUGUCUUCAGUUCUCAGUGCUGGAGUUGGUCUAAACUUUCGUGAUUCAAAUGGAUGGACUGCACUUCAUUGGGCUGCUUAUUUUGGAAGGGAAAAGAUGGUUGCUGCACUUCUUGCUGCUGGUGCAUCAGCAACAGCAGUCACCGAUCCUACUGCACAAGACCCAGUUGGCAAAACAGCAGCUUUCCUGGCUUCUGAACGAGGGCAUACAGGCCUUGCAGGUUAUCUUUCAGAAGUGUCGCUGACUAGCUAUCUUGCAUCACUUACUAUAGAAGAAAGUGAUGUUUCAAAAGGAUCAGCUGAAAUUGAAGCAGAGAGGGCAGUGGAAAGCAUAUCUCAGAGGAGUGCACAACUGCAUGGUGGCACAGAAGAUGAGCUCUCAAUGAAGGACUCUUUGGCAGCAGUGAGAAACGCAGCUCAAGCAGCAGCUCGCAUCCAGAAUGCUUUCCGUGCCUUCUCUUUCAGGAAGAGACAGCAAAAGACUGCUCGACUUAGGGAUGAAUAUGGAAUGACUCAAGAAGAUAUAGAUGAACUUGCAGCCGCAUCAAGAUUGUACCACCAAGCUCAUGCUUCAAGUGGCCAGUUUUAUGAUAAAGCGGCUGUUUCAAUUCAGAAGAAAUACAAAGGUUGGAAAGGGCGCAAACAUUUUCUAAACAUGAGAAGAAAUGCGGUUAAAAUACAGGCCCAUGUAAGAGGCCAUCAAGUGAGGAAGAAAUACAGAACAAUUGUAAGCACUGUCAGUGUGCUAGAGAAAGUAAUACUUAGGUGGCGCCGGAAAGGACAUGGCCUACGUGGCUUCCGAGCUGAGCAGCAACCGAUGGUUGGAGCAGUAGAGGAGGAUGACGAGGAAGACGAUGACUUUGAUGAUGAUGAAGCGGUCAAGGUUUUCCGGCGGCAGAAGGUCGAUCAGGCUGUAAAGGAGGCUGUGUCAAGAGUGCUGUCCAUGGUAGACUCUACUGAAGCAAGGAUGCAGUAUCGUCGAAUGCUUGAGGAGUUUCGCCAAGCAUCGGCUGAAUUGGGUGGAUCGCAGGAAGUAACAUCAAUAUUUGACAGUGAUUUGGAAAUUUUAGGGAUCAACAACUUCAUGCUCUGAAAAAAGCGCAACAUGUAAGGAGCAUUUCAGUUUCAAGUGCUGGUGUAUGAAGCAUUUAGAAGUGUUCAACUUGCUACUAACUAGGACUUCUAGUCAGUUUGUACAGUGAUUGCCUGGCUGAUGUGGACUGCUGCUUCUAUGUAUUUUUAAUCCCUAAAUUAUUUGGGAAUGGCUGUUCUGUGAACACUGCAUUAGAUAUUUGUAAUUCUAGGAGAUGUCCUUUUAAGUCAGUUCGGUAAUCUGUUUCUCAAUAAGUA